This is a messenger RNA of Chrysochloris asiatica (Cape golden mole), 1167 nucleotides long. RefSeq names its product mitochondrial ribosomal protein S31 (gene MRPS31). Gene Ontology annotation, cellular component: mitochondrial small ribosomal subunit. NCBI's taxonomy places the organism in Eukaryota, Metazoa, Chordata, Mammalia, Afrosoricida, Chrysochloridae. The transcript has 7 exons. The record is from RefSeq and is a predicted model, not a curated record. Gene Ontology annotation, molecular function: structural constituent of ribosome.
AUGUUUCUUCGGGUGUCGGCUUUCUUACCUCUUCACCCCUUCUCCUACUUCCCUUUAUCUUAUGGGGGUGCGGAGGUAUCGGCUGCUGCGAUUCUGUUGCAGGAAACGAUCAGGUAACGCAUUUCAGCUCUGUUGGCCCCGACAAAAUAUGAUACUCAAAGAUAUUUCAGCACUAACCGCAUGAUCUGUAAUAAGAAAGAUGAGCAGUCUGCUACAAUCCAUGGCAUUUCUAAGGAAACGUCCAAGAGCAAAGACAGUGUAAAGGAGAACACAAAAAAAGACUUGUUAAAUAUUAUUAAGGAUAUGAAAGUUGAGUUAAGCACAGUAACUGUGCAAACAACCAAGCCACCCAACAGAAGAUCACUUAAAAGUCUGGAAGCUACAAUCGGCAGGGUUCAAAAAGCUAGAGAAAAUAACACAAAGAAGAGAAAUGAGCCCUUGAGUCCUGAGUUAGUUGCAGCUGCAUCAGCUGUUGCAGAGUCUCUCCCUUUUGACAAGCAGGCGACUAAAUCAGAGCUGCUCAGGCAACUCCGACAGCAUGAGGAAGCCUCGAGGGCACAGAAGAAUGGAGAGAGACAGAAAGUUAGUUUUAGUAACAUAAUAUCGGAUAUGAAAGUUGCCAAGUCUGCUACAGCUAGAGCUAGUAUGAGACCAGAGCAUCAGAUUCAGUUUGAUGAAGGGUCUGAUUUUGACCAUCAGAAGAACGCUGAUCUUAGAAAAAGGAAAAACUUAUUCAAGGGAAAGAGACUUAAUAUUUUUGAUAUGAAGGUUGCUGAAGAGGAACCUGAAAUAGAAACAUCACUUUCAAUUUGGGAUGUGGAAUUUGCUAAGCAGUUAGCUACAGUAAAUCAACAGCCCUUUCAGAACGGUUUUGAAGAGAUGAUCCAGUGGACAAAAGAGGGGAAACUGUGGGAUUUCCCAAUUAACAAUGAAGCAGGUUUGGAUGAUGAUGGUUCAGAAUUUCAUGAACAUAUAUUUCUGGAUAAAUACUUGGAGGAUUUUCCAAAACAAGGACCAAUUCGCCAUUUCAUGGAGCUGGUGACCUGUGGCCUUUCCAAAAACCCGUAUUUGAGUGUUAAACAGAAAAUAGAACACAUAGAGUGGUUUAGAAAUUAUUUCAAUGAGAAAAAGGACAUUAUAAAAGAAAGUGGCAUACAAUUCAAUUGA